UCUUGGUGCGUCUUGAGUCUGCAGCCACAGCGAGCUGACAGCUCGCUUGCGCCUUCAACCAUUUGAAGCCUGAAUCGGCACAUGGAAAGUCGCGCGCUGGUCGUCGCCAUGGAGAAUUUGCCAAACUGGCUGAGGAGCCUUUGGGAGGAGCCUUCCUGGCAAAAGAUGGUGGCGCUGGCAUCCGCGGGAAUGCUGGGGCAGGUGCUUUGGAACCACUAUGGUGUGCUGUUUCACAAGCGGCUGCCUGAGACGAACUUGGGGUGGCCGGUGGUGGGCCAUACCCUCAGCAUCUUCAAGUUGUCUCUGGAGCGUUGGGCCCUCAAGCUUAUGGAGGGCAGGCAAGUGCUGGUGGCGAACUACCUCUUCGAGUCCAGGGCCAUCAUCAAGUAUGAUGUCUACACCAAGCACAUCCACCGGACAGAGCUGGAUGGAAAGCUAUGCCCCGUGCUGGUCCCGGCCGUCCGAGCUCUGGUUGGGCCCAACAGCGUGAUCAUGCUGCCGGGUGGCAAAGGCCACUCGAGGCACAAGCGCCUACGGGGCAAGCUCCUGGCCAGCCUCGGGCCCAACUAUGUGCUCAGCAUCCUUCCGGAGAUAAAGGGGUUGAUUCACAAGACCUUGGAUGACAUGGUGGAGCAAACGAAGAACCGAGGCUUCGGGGUCUUCGAGGCGGCCGCGGGGCUGCUGGCCUUCCAAAGCUCAGUGCUGCCGGUGCUGGCGGGCUUGCCCGCGGCCAAGCAGCGAUGCGUGCAGGACUUGCUGGAUGAAAUCCUCGGCGGCAUGUUUGCCGUGCCUCUGAACCUGGGCCGGUUCAGUGCUCAUGGCCGCGCUGUGCUUGCGCGGAAGAAGAUGUGCGAUAUGACCGCUGAGAUCAUGGCGUCGCCCAACCUUAGCCAGCAGAAUAUCAUCGCGGACCUCAUGCAGGAGACAGUGGACGGGAAGGGCUUUUCCAAGGAGGAGGUUUUGGACACGGUCCUGACCCUGCUGUUGGCGGGCAAGCUUACCACAGCUGAUGCCCUGCCCAGCCUUCUGGUGGACCUGCAUCAGCACCGGUCCUGGGUGGACAAGAUUGCCGCCGAGCCGCUGGAGAUGCAGGGAGUCGAGACGGAUUCGGCGACUCUGCGAUUCGUGCGCGAGUCCUUGCGAAUGAAGCCGCCGACGGGCGCGUACCUGCGAGCGAACUAUGGAGAGGACACCGAUCUGGGUGAGCACGGUGUGGUGCCCAAAGGUAUGUGUAUGGCCCUUUACUUCAGCGCCGACCUCACCACCAUGGGCAAAGACUUUAACCCAGACCGCUGGACACCCGAGCUCGUACGGUCGCAUUUCCUGGUCUUUGGGGGCCACCAGCCCCACGAGUGCGUCGGCAAGCACUUGGCGCUGAUGGAGCUCCAGCUCUUCGCAAAGGUCCUUUGCAAGGAGUACGAGUUCGAGGUGCUUGACACGACUGAGGUUGUGAAUCCCUCGAACCCAAUGACCAUGUGCUACAAGGGAGGCUGUCAAGUGAAGGUUCGCAGGAAGUGAGUUCCACCGUUCCUUUGACGUGUCCGAGAAAUCAGAAAGGGGGAACCCC
This is a messenger RNA of Effrenium voratum, 1567 nucleotides long. Lineage: Eukaryota; Dinophyceae; Suessiales; Symbiodiniaceae. The record is from the annotation of a GenBank genome assembly.